This is a messenger RNA of Odocoileus virginianus texanus, 532 nucleotides long. RefSeq names its product histone H2B type 1-C/E/F/G/I-like. The record is from RefSeq and is a predicted model, not a curated record. Gene Ontology annotation, cellular component: nucleosome. Gene Ontology annotation, molecular function: structural constituent of chromatin; protein heterodimerization activity; DNA binding. NCBI's taxonomy places the organism in Eukaryota, Metazoa, Chordata, Mammalia, Artiodactyla, Cervidae.
ACGUUGCCUACAAAUUCGGUGGCGCAGACGCCAUUUUAUUUUCUCUCAGAGGAAACUGCGUUCAAAAUGCCGGAACCAGCCAAGUCCGCACCGGCCCCUAAAAAGGGCUCCAAAAAAGCGGUGACCAAGGCUCAGAAGAAGGACGGCAAGAAGCGCAAGCGCAGCCGUAAGGAGAGCUACUCCGUGUACGUUUACAAGGUGCUGAAGCAGGUCCACCCGGACACCGGCAUCUCGUCCAAGGCCAUGGGCAUCAUGAACUCCUUCGUCAACGACAUCUUCGAGCGCAUCGCGGGCGAGGCGUCGCGCCUGGCGCAUUACAACAAGCGCUCGACCAUCACAUCCAGGGAGAUCCAGACGGCCGUGCGCCUGCUGCUGCCCGGGGAGCUGGCCAAACACGCGGUGUCCGAGGGCACCAAGGCCGUCACCAAGUACACCAGCUCCAAGUAGAUAUAUUUGUAGCAACUGUCAAACCCAAAGGCUCUUUUCAGAGCCACCUCCUGUUUUCACUAUCAGAGCUGCGCACGAGAGUGAA